Molecule: messenger RNA, 189 nt
Organism: Cladocopium goreaui
Lineage: Eukaryota; Dinophyceae; Suessiales; Symbiodiniaceae
Source: the annotation of a GenBank genome assembly
GACGGCAACGGUUUGACACAGGAGGAGAUCGAAGCCGGCUUGCAGGUGGAGGACGUGAUGGACGCAGAGGCUGAGAAGAUGUUUGCCUAUGCUGAUCUUGAUUGCGAUGGCGCGCUGAGUCUCUCCGAAUUGGACCAUUUGCGCUCGGAAGCACAAUUGCCGAAGUACACGCGCGGAUGUGGAUGCUGA